UACUAACAAUUAGAUUUUUUUAUCGGAAAAAAACAUAAAAACACAGAAAAAAACUGAGAAUUUAGUGAAAAGUUUGUAUUUUUAGUUUUAAAAAACAAUGAUGAUGAUGGAUGCUGGUGUUUUCUUCAAUAAACUUCCAUCAUCACUAAAAUUUAUAAACCCUAGUAAAUCUAAAUUAUCUAAAUUUUCUUCUUUUUCAUUAGCUACAACUGGUAUCGAAGGUGAUCAAGCUGUUCAAUCUGCUUCUUUAUCACUUGGUCACCUCACUAGACCUGAUUUUCCAAUUCUCCAUCAGGAGGUUAAUGGGAAACAACUGGUCUACUUAGAUAAUGCUGCAACUUCUCAGAAGCCUAUUUCGGUAUUGAAGGCUUUGCAGAAUUAUUAUGAAUCUUAUAAUUCUAAUGUUCAUAGAGGAAUUCAUUACUUGAGUGCAAAAGCAACUGAUGAGUAUGAGUUGGCAAGAAAGAAAGUGGCGGCUUUUAUAAAUGCGUCCGAUUCUAGAGAGAUUGUAUUUACUAAGAAUGCUACUGAAGCUAUCAAUCUGGUUGCUUAUACUUGGGGCAUAGCAAAUUUAAAGCCAGGAGACGAGGUUGUACUCACUGUUGCUGAACAUCACAGUAAUAUUGUUCCGUGGCAACUCGUUGCUGACAGGACUGGUGCCGUACUGAAAUUUAUUGAUUUGAACGAGAAUGAAGUUCCUGAUAUACUGAAGUUUAGAGAAAUGAUCUCGAGGAAGACCAAACUUGUAGUUUUUCAACACGUCUCUAAUGUUCUAGCUUCUUUUCUUCCCGUGGAAGACAUUAUCCGUUGGGCACAUGGUGUUGGAGCAAAAGUGCUUCUAGAUGCUUGUCAAAGUGUUCCUCACGUUGUAGUUGAUGUCCAAGGACUGGAUGCGGAUUUCCUUGUUGCUUCUUCUCACAAGAUGUGUGGGCCCACAGGCAUCGGAUUUUUAUAUGGUAAAAGUGACAUCCUGUCCACUAUGCCUCCUUUUUUAGGUGGUGGAGAAAUGAUCUCUGAUGUGUUUUUGGAUCAUUCGACUUAUGCAGAACCUCCAUCAAGAUUCGAGGCUGGAACUCCAGCAAUUGGAGAAGCAAUCGGGUUAGGAGCAGCAAUUGAUUAUUUGUUAGGGAUUGGUAUGCAAAAGAUUCAAGACUACGAGAUGGAUUUGGGUAAUUAUUUGUACGAAAGCCUUAGUUCUAUCAACAGUGUUCGUAUCUAUGGCCCUAAACCUUCAGAAAACGUUCAUCGAGCAGCUCUUUGUUCUUUCAAUGUUGAGAACAUUCACCCAACCGACAUUGCAACUUUUCUGGACCAACAGCAUGGAGUGGCUAUUAGAUCAGGUCAUCACUGUGCUCAACCGCUUCAUCGGUAUUUAGGGGUAAAUGCAAGCGCUCGUGCUAGUCUCCAUUUCUACAACACUAAGGAGGAUGUUGAUGAUUUCAUCCGGGCACUCAAUGACACCAUCAACUUCUUCAACUCUUUCAAGUAGAGUUAUGUCUUAAUAACUGCCACCCCUGUACGAUACUCUGUAACUCUUGCAACCGUUCCUUGCGUUUUCCCUUGAGUUAAAGAUCCCUCGCUGUGCUAGCUCAGUUUUGAUGCGUGUUGUACAAGAAUCCAUAUUUGUAAACUAGAUCCAUUAUUUAAACUCGCUACGAGAUUGUACAUCAUCUUUAGAUGUAAUAAGUAAUAAAGUGGCAUGAGAUGGUCAUGAGCAUGUAUCAGGAAUAAUGGAAGUUUUCUGUUGGAAACUAUCAGCAUAAAUUCAGUUUUGAAUGGUAGUUGCAUCAUUUUCACAUUGAUGCUGAA
Molecule: messenger RNA, 1809 nt
Organism: Mercurialis annua (annual mercury)
Lineage: Eukaryota; Viridiplantae; Streptophyta; Magnoliopsida; Malpighiales; Euphorbiaceae
Product: cysteine desulfurase 1, chloroplastic
Exons: 10
Coding region: 98-1489 (463 amino acids)
Molecular function (GO): pyridoxal phosphate binding; cysteine desulfurase activity
Source: RefSeq, a predicted model, not a curated record